GUCCUGUAUAGAUUUAGUUGGUCAUUAGUGUUGAGCGUUGAGAGACGACGUCUUUUGUUCUCUUGAAUAAAACAUUAAGUGAAAAUUAAAUUACGAGACAAAAAUGUUAUUUGACAAAAUAGGACUCGCUCUUUUAGGAUUAGCUCUAAUCUCAAAUAUUAUAGGCGUAGCAAUUCCAUAUUGGUUUUAUUUCUCUUUAACCGUGCAAGGUGAAACUGGGUCUGCUAAUUUUGGACUAUGGAAGUCAUGUGGGUCUGAAACAACGGGCAAAGGCGGUACCUUCGUUACAAAAUGCAUGAACUUCGACAACACGGACGGUUUUACUGUGCCUACAGCAUUUUAUGCUGCACGCGCUCUCGAGAUCCUGGCCAUCCUGGCAACCACGGCGGCAAUUAUUGUCGUCUGCAUGAAGAUAUUUUUCAAGAAGGAGAAUAACCGUCUGUUGUACAUAGCCGCACCAAUUUCUAUAUUUGCAAGCUUGUUCGUGAUAAUCGGUGCCAUUGUGUUUGUUGUCGACAACGAGGUAAAGAAAAUGGUGGAAUCGGCGAACCCCUUGGUCCAUUUCAAACCUCAUGCAUCGUUUGGUUUGAGUAUUGUUGCUGGUAUACUCAAUAUUGUGGCUUCACCGAUGCUGAUCUUGGCUGCCAGAGCUAUUCCUGGCCUUACAUAAAAUCAACGAAUAUUGAUCCGCGUGAAUCUUGCCUUUUGAUUUACAUUACAAUACUGCUUACUUCAAACUUGAUAUCUUAAUUGUUUAAUCGUGAAAGGAAUUCCAGAACAGAGCCUAUGUGUCCAAUUCUUUUUAUAUUUUUUCAAAAACUUAAAACUUAAGAAAAAGGUGGGUUUAAUUGUAAUUGUGUUUCUGCAAAGCAUGCUGUAUAUACAUAUCUAUUUUAUUUUUUCUAUUUUUCAUCUUUUCUGAGAAAGGAAUUGUCAGCACUUAUAGUUUUAAGCUGUGGAGUGUUUUCAAAAAUUAUUUCUAUUUUGUUACACAUGUAUAACUAACAAUGCCAAUCAAGAAAUGGCGUUUAUGAAAAGUAAAAAAAAAACUAUUUCUUUUGUUUGGAUUUUUUGUAAGCUCAUUUUGCAUUUCUGAAGGACACUGUACUUUCUUUUUCGUUGUUACCGCAUCAGUAUGGUUACAAUUACAACGAAAUAGUAAAUAUUUUUAGUUUUUCACGAUACUGCCAAAUAGAUUAAAAAGUUUAACACAUUUUUGAAUUAUUAUUUCAAAAUUAUGUUGAUGUUACCAAAACAAAUUAGCACAUUAGCGGAUAGAGGCAAUGCUUGCUUCAAAUGAUUAGUAGCUUAAACGCUUUCAUUUUUACAUAAAUAAAUAUUCGUAUUUUAAACCUUUUCGGUUUCACAUAACUGAAAAUUCGUAUUUUGAACACUUUCAUUUUCACAUAACUGAACAUUCGUAUUUUAAACGCUUUCAUUUUCACAUUACUGAACAUUCGUAUCUUGAACGCUUUCAUUUUCACAGUACUGAGUAAGGGAUACUUUAUUUCAAAUAAUAAUCACAUCUGUUGAAAUAUCUUUAAUCUUUUUUUUUCUUAAAAAUGUUAAUUUAGCAAAAUAGCUUACCAUUUAUGUUUCUCAAAAACAAACUUUUGUUAUAUCUUUAUUGCUUUUAGAGUACCGAGAUAGCAGGAACUAAACCCAUCAUAACUCAUUUUUUUGUUAUAGUAAUUUUUUCUCAUACUUUGUUUUAAUCAUAUCUAUUUAUUAUUCAAUGUUUAUUGAAUUAUAAAGAAAAAUAUCACCAUUACCUUUUAUGAUGCAAGUAUUUGCAUUUUUAUACAAAUUGUCUAUACUCAAUAAAGUUCUUUUGUGUA
Molecule: messenger RNA, 1838 nt
Organism: Ruditapes philippinarum (Manila clam)
Lineage: Eukaryota; Metazoa; Mollusca; Bivalvia; Venerida; Veneridae
Product: claudin-1-like
Exons: 3
Coding region: 104-670 (188 amino acids)
Cellular component (GO): plasma membrane
Source: RefSeq, a predicted model, not a curated record